This is a messenger RNA of Candidozyma haemuli, 3654 nucleotides long. Its product is annotated as oxysterol-binding protein related protein. The transcript has a single exon. Gene Ontology annotation, biological process: exocytosis; maintenance of cell polarity; piecemeal microautophagy of the nucleus. The record is from RefSeq and is a predicted model, not a curated record. The coding region runs from base 1 to 3654 and encodes 1217 amino acids. Gene Ontology annotation, molecular function: protein binding; sterol binding. Lineage: Eukaryota; Fungi; Ascomycota; Pichiomycetes; Serinales; Metschnikowiaceae. Gene Ontology annotation, cellular component: nuclear envelope; intracellular membrane-bounded organelle; cytosol.
AUGUCUCAACAACUAAGCGCUUCACUUUUGAGGCUAAAGCUCUUAGACGCCCUUCGUGCCGGGGAUGAAGCAAAAAUUAGCUCUGUUAUCAAAGAGCUUGACUCGGUAGAUUCAGUCGUUGAUACCACUGAAUUGGUUCGCUUACGAGAGACGGUUCUUCACUAUGCUGUCCAGGUCGCCCCACUAUCUACCAUCCAGGAUUUAGUAAAUGAUACUACCUACCAGUUUGAUGUUAAUGCCCAAGAUACAGAUGGAAAUACUCCAUUGCACUUGGCAGCAGCAGCUUCCCGCUUUAAUGUUGUGAAAUAUUUGCUUUCAUUACCUGAUAUCAACGAUACAGUUGUCAAUGCCGACAAUCAACAGCCAGUGGAACUUGCCAAGGAUCCGAACAUCGCUCAAUUGAUGCAAUUUGAAAGAGCAAAAUUCGUGGAGAAAUCUGCAACCCAGUUACGCCAGUUCUUUAGUGCUAGAGACUUUGAAAGCUUGGAACAACUCCUAGUCCUCAAUCCCCGCGCUGCUGAACUCUUAGAUAUCAACGGUGCUGACCCCGAGAGCGGAAAUACAGUGCUUCACGAAUUCAUCGGGAAAGAAGACUUCGAGAUGUGCGACUGGAUUCUCAAACAUGGUGGUGAUCCUUUCAAACGCGAUAAGAGAGGAAAGUUGCCCAUCGAUUUAGUCAGCAGAAACGAUCCCAUCAGGAAAUUAUUGAAGCAUGCUUCGAAAGACUCAAACAUCAUGGAUUCUGUCGUGAACUCAAGCAACCCAAUGAAGACUGGGAGCGCUCCAACCUACAAGGGCUAUUUAAGGAAAUGGACCAACUUUGCUUCAGGUUACAAGUUGCGCUACUUCGUGUUAGAUCAGUUUGGUAUUUUGUCUUAUUACGCUGACCAAGGUGAUACAAAUAAUGCAUGCAGAGGCUCCUUGAAUCUUGGUUUCGCAACGUUACAUCUUGAUUCUUCCGAGAAGCUCAAAUUCGAGAUCAUUGGUAAGAACGGAAUAAAGUGGCAUUUAAAAGCAAAUCAUCCAGUUGAAACUAACCGCUGGGUAUGGACUCUACAAAACGCUAUCACUAUUUCGAAAGAUAAUCUCAGGCAAAAGCGCAGAGGUAACAGCGAAGGUACAACUGCAAAUGAAUCUACCGCCAACCGCGAGUCUGUGGACGAUGGGGCCAGAUCUUCUCUUGAUGAAUCUGGGGUACAGGCAGGAGAAGAUGAAAAAAAGAAGCGCUUACUACACUUACCACGGCGCAACAAGCACAAAAAAAGUUCCAGUCAAGUCUCCUUGAAUUCAUUCACUGGCUCAGAUUAUGAUGAGCAAUCUUCAGUGACUGCAUCAGAUCAAAAGAGUGCCGUUGCUUCUCCUAAUUUAGGCCAGAUAAAGGAAAAUAAGCCGGCAGAACCGAAGAAGAGCUUGGACGGUGCUCAAUCAAUUGUGACAAAAGAGGAUUUUGAUUAUGAUCUUGAUCAUGAUUCCGAAGAUUCAGAAUCGCUUUCGGUUAUAAACGGUGUGAGCGAUCCGACUCUGGAGGACGCCACAAAGUUAUCGAGGGAUAGUAUGCUCGCGACGAAAAGAUCUCUUUUGAUAGAGAUAUCGAGUCUCUUGGAUCUUUUUAAAGCUAUCGGAGAUAAGAUUGAUACAGAGCCGUAUAAUGUGGGUCUCAAGACACUUUCUAAUGUUCACAGUUUGAUUGAGCAGUACGACCAGCUGGUACAAGGCCGUGAAAGCAAGCUUCUUAAACGUAUCGAGCGACAGGAUGAGAUUAACAAAUUGUGGGAAUCAUCAAUCCGUCAACUUGAAACCGAAAUCCAGAAACGUGAACAGACAUUGGCUCAAUUUGAAGGCAAGAAGUAUAGAAUUAGAAAGCUUCUUGAGUCGAGAGGUAUCUCAUCUCCACAAGUCUCUAAUGAGCUGGCAAAUGGAUUCUUUGGUGCUAAUCCACCAAAUGUUGCAUCGAAUGAGAACACCAAAGAGCCUGAGGGAGCUACUCACCGAGAAGAUUCGGCUUUGUUGGAAGAAAUCUUUCAUGAUUCAGAUGAUGAAUUCUUUGAUGCGGAUGAGUUUGAGGGACAUUCAGAUAGAGAAGUUACCAUAGGCGAUUCGGAAGCACAGACACGUGGUGCUGAUAUUUCGGAAACGCCUUCUAGUGGGGCCAUUGCAGGGACCGGCACCCUCGCAUCAGGCGCUGGUACCACGUCUUCCCAACCCGCUUCUCAUUUAUCAACAACUAAUGCACAGGAGCCAGAGUCACAGGGCCAAAUUGCACACGAAGCUGGAAAUGUCCAAGAGAAGAGUACGGAUGCCCCUUCGCAACCAGAACCUGAGGUAGCGAAGGAUAGAGAGGUAGCCAAUGAUGCUCAAGAAAGGGUGUUAAGCGCCUUGAUGGAAGAAGGCUCGUUUCUUGGGUACGAGAAACCUCCGAGAUCAAAGCUUGCUUAUGAUGAAGACAACAGACCAAAAGUGGGCUUAUGGGGUAUCUUGAAAUCUAUGAUUGGUAAAGAUAUGACGAAAAUGACACUUCCUGUAUCUUUCAAUGAAUGCACUUCAUUGCUUCAAAGGUUAGCAGAGGACAUUGAGUAUAAUGACUUACUUCAAAAAGCAGCGGCGAUUGAUGACUCGACUUUGAGAAUGGUAUACGUUGCAGCAUUUGCAGCUUCAGAGUAUGCAUCCACAAUCAACAGAAUUGCCAAACCAUUUAACCCAUUGCUCGGCGAAACUUUUGAAUAUGCUCGUCCUGAUCAAAACUUCAGGUUGGUGACGGAACAAGUAAGUCACCAUCCGCCCAUUAGUGCCUGCACGGCUCAGUCCCCAAAAUGGGAUUAUUAUGGUGAAAAUGCGGUCGAUUCUCAAUUUAAGGGCAGAUCAUUUGACUUCAAGCAUCUUGGUAAAAUGUUUUGUGUGGUGAGGCCUGACAACGGCGUAACUAACCAAAAAGGAGAAAAGGUCGAGGAAGAGUUGUACAGUUGGAAGAAAGUCAACACAUCAGUAGUGGGCAUAAUUAUUGGUAAUCCUACUGUGGACAAUUAUGGAAAGAUGGAAGUCACAAACCACACCACAGGAGACGUUAUCGUCGUUGAAAUGAAACAGAGAGGCUGGAAAGCAUCUUCCGCAUAUCAGUUAUCGGGCUACGUGCACGAUAGGAAAGGCAACACACACUGGGCAAUUGGCGGUCAUUGGAAUCUGAGGAUAUUUGCUCGUAAGGUAUCGGAAGUUUCGGACAAGGGUAGACGGGAUUCGUUGAUCGACUCCCAAGAGGACAAAUCCGGUGGGGAUCCCUACUCAGGUUCGAAAUUCCUCGUUUGGCAAGCUGCUCCAAGACCCAAGGUUCCUUUCAACUUGACUUCGUUCGCUUUAACCUUGAAUGACCUUCCCGAUUCGUUGAAACCAUGGCUUCCACCUACUGAUACAAGAUUAAGACCGGACCAAAGAGCCAUGGAAGAUGGAAGGUAUGAUGAGGCAUCCAACGAAAAACACAGGGUGGAAGAGAAGCAGAGGGCUGCUAGAAGGAAGAGAGAAGCUACACGUACCAGCUACAAACCAAAUUGGUUUGUUAAAGCGCAGCAUCCAAUUACUGGAGAUAGUUACUGGCAGUUCAACGAGAAGUACUGGAGGAUGAGGAAAGACAAGAACCUCGAAGGAACUGGUGAUAUAUUUUAG